This is a messenger RNA of Penicillium subrubescens, 780 nucleotides long. RefSeq lists its product as uncharacterized. The transcript has 3 exons. Lineage: Eukaryota; Fungi; Ascomycota; Eurotiomycetes; Eurotiales; Aspergillaceae. Bases 1 to 780 code for a protein of 259 amino acids. The record is from RefSeq and is a predicted model, not a curated record.
AUGUCGCCUCCAAGCUCCUGGUUCACCGAAGGUCAUAUGCGCCAAGCCAUCCAGGUGGGCAAAGUUAUCAGCCUUUCCCACCCAAAGCCAAGCAAGUGGAGGAUCCUCGAAGUCCUUGGUGAACACGACUGGCAAAAGUACGAAACUGCCAGAUAUCCCUCUUACGUCGCUGUCCAACUAUCGUGUAUUGAGGUCGGAGGCUCUGGAAGACGUUCGAUGAUGCGCAUCGUUAUGCAAGUCCCGUAUCUCGGAACAGAAGAUAAGGACAAGGACUCGGCUACACGGGCAAAGCAAGCGACGAAAUUCAGGUCAGCGGAAUUUCGCGCAUUUUUGACCUUCGAAAAACAACAUUCAACAUGCACACCUCCCCUCCUUGGCUAUCUUGAGGACCAACAGGACCGCUUUGGGCCAGUUCCUGGCGGCUUCAUCACAUACUAUGCUUGGGAGGCUGUGCCUGGAAUACGCCUUGGCGAUUACACUGGGAAGGCUCCUCAGUUCUGGACCUUAGACAAGAAGGAGCGAGAGGAAAUUCGUGUUGCUUUUCGGCAGAUCUACUUUGAAAUUACAUCAAUGGGUAUCUGGCCGGAUUCUGCUGCCGCUGCGAAUCUAGUGUGGAACUCGGAGACUAAAUCCCUUACCUGGGUAGGGUUCUGGAAUUGUAGGGCCGCCCAGCCACAGCCCUGGAAAGAUUGGCUAUUACCACGCUUUGAUUUCGUCAAAUCCGAUAAGUCAUGGACCGAUCCAGAUUGGAAUGGCGAUACUUCUAAGUGGGAAUACUAG